CCCAAACCACACUCUCCUCCUCCUCUUUUCAGCUUAUAUAAAAUAUAGAGUCAGGGUAUAUCUGCGUUAAUACUAUUCUGUCCACAUCAUCCUCCUCAUCAUCAUCAUCAUCAUCAUCAGCAGUCAUGUUCUCUCGUUCUCUCCUGCUGGUUCUGCUGGGUCUCGCCUGCCUUCAGUCCUUCACAACAGCCCAGAAUGGAAAUGGACCAGCACGAUGCUGUUUCAGCUUCCAGAAACCCGAGAAUAAAAUCCCUAUAAGAGUCAUUACAGCGUAUGAAGUAACAGACCUUCAGUGUGCAAAACCUGGAGUCAUCUUUACUCUAAAGAGCGGCCGUGAGGUGUGUGCAGACACCAGCGUCGAGUGGGUGCAGAAACUCAUGAAAACAAUUGACCAGCGCUCGACCCAUCCUCAAACAACUGAUUAAAUCCUCUCUCCUUUAAUAAACUAUUCAUUUUAUUUGUUUUGUUUUAUUGUUGUUUUUUUUUCCAAAGAGCACUUUUUAUGUAUUUAGACAGAGGGAAUAAAGCUUCUUACUCUAUAUCCUAUUUACACAAGCUUUUGUUUGAAUUAGUCUAACAUUGUUUAACUGAAUAAAACUAUAGGCUGUGAGGAUGAAUGAAUUAUAUUUUUAUACAUAUUAAAGGACAUUUUAAACUGCA
Molecule: messenger RNA, 660 nt
Organism: Ictalurus punctatus (channel catfish)
Lineage: Eukaryota; Metazoa; Chordata; Actinopteri; Siluriformes; Ictaluridae
Product: C-C motif chemokine 3
Exons: 3
Coding region: 126-425 (99 amino acids)
Biological process (GO): lymphocyte chemotaxis; monocyte chemotaxis; cellular response to interleukin-1
Cellular component (GO): extracellular region
Molecular function (GO): CCR chemokine receptor binding; chemokine activity
Source: RefSeq, a predicted model, not a curated record